This is a messenger RNA of Thalassophryne amazonica, 2999 nucleotides long. RefSeq names its product leucine-rich repeats and calponin homology (CH) domain containing 2 (gene lrch2). The transcript has 21 exons. The coding region runs from base 120 to 2348 and encodes 742 amino acids. The record is from RefSeq and is a predicted model, not a curated record. Gene Ontology annotation, molecular function: protein binding. NCBI's taxonomy places the organism in Eukaryota, Metazoa, Chordata, Actinopteri, Batrachoidiformes, Batrachoididae.
CCCCCUAGCGUCCGCUUCUUAUUCGCGCAUGGGCGGAGGGAAACUGCCGCUGUGCGCUGUUGUUAUUGUAAGGACUAAUUUCUUUUUCUUUUCUUCUUUUUUUUUUUUUUUUAACGAAUAUGGCGUCGAAUCAAGGAGGCUUGGGCGCUCUCACGGCUCUUCAAAGCCAUCACUACAGCGGACCCCACUGGAGCCCAGGAAUUAGCCAGUACCAGCAACAGCAGCAGCAGCACCACACGGCCCGCAGCUUGGACCGGGCUCUGGAGGAUGCGGCGUGUUCGGGGAUCCUCAACCUGAGCGGCCGGAAGCUCAGAGAGUACCCGGGGAUGAGCUACGAUCUGACCGACACGACACAAGCAGAUCUGUCCAAGAACCGUUUAACAGAAAUUCCACCAGAGGUGUGUCUGUUUGCACCCCUCGAGUCGCUCAACCUCUACCACAACUGUAUCAAGUGCAUCCCAGAAGCCAUCAUCAACCUGCAGAUGCUAACAUAUAUGGAUAUCAGUCGGAAUCUGUUGGCAGUUUUGCCUAAAUAUCUGUUCAACCUCCCCCUGAAAGUUCUGCUGGUGAGCAACAACAAGCUCAUGUCCAUCCCAGAGGAGAUCGGAAAGGCCAACGACUUGAUGGAACUGGAUGUUAGCUGUAAUGAGAUCCAGGUGCUGCCAGCUCAGGUGGGGAGGCUCCAUGCCUUACGUGAACUUAACGUCAGGAAGAACUGUCUUCACAUGCUGCCCGAGGAGUUGGCUGACCUGCCCCUCAUCAGACUUGACUUUUCCUGCAAUAAGAUCACAGAGAUCCCACCAGCAUACAGGAAACUCAGGCAACUGCAGCAAAUCAUCUUAGACAACAACCCUAUGCAGUCUCCACCCGCACAGAUUUGUCUCAAAGGCAAAGUGCACAUUUUUAAAUACUUGAACAUCCAGGCAUGUAGGAUGGAUAAGAAGCCAGACACAUUGGACCUUCCCUCCCUCAGCAAACGGUGCCUUCCACAGCCGCUUACUGAUAGCAUGGAAGAUUUUUAUCCCAGCAAGAACCACGGGCCCGACUCUGGAAUAGGAAGUGACAACGGUGACAAGAGGCUGUCAACAACAGAGCCAUCAGACGAUGACACCAUCAGCCUGCACUCUCAGGUUUCAGAGACAGCCCGUGCAGACGCUCUCUCUCUCCUCUCCAAAAUGGACUCCUGUAAAGAUCAGGAUCUCUAUGACUUUAUAGAGCCCAACCCAGAUGAGGAUCCUGCUCUGUCAGAGGGCGAUGGGCAGCAGGGCAGUCACCCGUCAUGUUUAAAGGAAUUGGAAAGAGUUCUUAAUAUGUCACAUCCAAAUAAAGACAAAGACAGCUGGAAAGAGGAGUCUGGUUCUGACAAGGAGCAGCUGCUUGAGGAGGAGGAUGAUGAACUAAAGGAAGUCCUAGAUCUGAGGAAGAUUGCUGUUCAACUUUUGCAGCAGGAGCAACAGAAUCGCCGACGGUCCUUAAUUUGUAGAGCAGAGAGUCUUAUUCACCGCCGGAGAGUGACUGGCCGAGCACACAGAUUCCUGAGUCACUCCGGAGGCUCCAGUAACAAACCAAGACCCCCAGCCCAAGCGGCUCGUAGUGCUUCUUUGGAUGAAGGAAGUAGUGGAACAUCAGUACUGAGUGGACAGCCUUCAUCUUCCUGCUCCUUUGAUGCAAGCCUAAAAACGGAUCUGUCAGAUUCAGAGCCAAAUUGGCUUGAGGUACUACCCGUUCUUAACCAGAAUGAAGACCGCAGGAGGAACAAGUACCUAAGAAAGGACUAUUUGAAGUACAAGUGCCAGAGUGCUCGGAAAAAUUCCAGUGGGAACGAUGAUUGUGAGGAGGGGUUCCGGAAUGCAGAUUAUAACACAUCCCUGACAGUGUUUGGACUUAAGCCACGAUCUGCUUUCACCAGAGGAAGCCGUCAGGACUACAGCUCGACAGAUCCCAGUUUCACUAUGAGGCGGAAGAUGGAGCAUUUGAGGGAAGAAAUGGAACAGAUAGGACUCUUACGUCAGAACAUUGAGUCCAGAUUAAAGGUGUUGCUCCCAGAAGAUGUUGGAGCUGCUUUGAUGGACGGAGUUGUCCUUUGCCAUUUAGCCAAUCACAUUUGUCCUCGGUCUGUCGCUAGCAUCCAUGUUCCCUCACCUGCAGUGCCCAAGCUUAGCAUGGCUAAGUGUCGGAGAAAUGUGGAGAACUUCUUGGAUGCCUGUAAAAAGCUGGGAGUCCCACAGGACAAGCUGUGCCUGCCCCAUCACAUCCUAGAAGAACGUGGUCUGGUGAAGGUGGGCGUGACUGUCCAGGCUCUGCUGGAUCUGCCUACAUGCAAACCGACGCAAUUGUCUGCUGUUUGACAAAAGCCAGAAUGUUACUGUCAUCCAACCAACCCUUCCCUGCCCAACCCUCAAGGAACUCAUGUGGGUGAGGACCCAGUGGGUGUUUGGGAGUCUACAUGACGGCUGCCUGAUUGAAGCAGGAGCUUAACAGAUCUUCUGAUAUGAUUUCAGGAUCUACCUUAUCCCCGCCCAUCACAUUUACGAUUGUUGUUCCUUGCUGUUGGGGUUAUCCUUUGUGUGUGUGUGUGUGGACGCCACUGUGAAUAUUAUCUGGACUAGGUCUGUCAUCGAAGGUUCUCAGACAUCCAGGUAGGAGAUAUCUUUAUGUUUACAGCAACUGGUCUUCCUGUUGGUCUUGAAGAUGCCACAUAUCAGAAGUGUAGAAGUCACUUAAACCAGUGGUGAAACAUCUUGAAGACCAACAAGAUGUCCAGCUGCUAUGGGGUCAAAUUCUGGAUGUUUGGACAAUACACUAGGUAUAGAGGAAGGCCUGCUUGUCCCUCCUAGUGUGCUCAGUGAUUAUUGAGCAUGUACUUACUGACUAAUCUGCAGACAUGGCAAUGAGGAAAUCAAAACACAUAAUUCAUUUAAGACAACAAAGCUGCAUACUGACCACUCGACUGACCUCAACGGGUUUAUAGACUUUAUAAAUGAUAGGUUUAUUCUUUC